AUGACUAUUCUGGGAUCCCACAUAUUUCAAAACGAAUCCAGUCUAAAUGCAAUAGCAACAUCAACUAAUCGCCUAAUGCCAAAAAGGCGAAUUCGACGAAUCGGUACUGAAGAAGAAGGAACUGAAAUAAACCGAUCUUGGUUAUUAUAUUCACCAAAAAUUAACGCAGCGUACUGCUUUUGUUGUUUACUGUUUGUUACAUCAAACUCCGCUACACAGUCAUCUUUCGCAACAGCAUCUGGUUUUAAUAAAUGGAGGAAAAAAGAUAAAUUGAUUAGCCAUGAAAGAAGUCAAAUUCAUCGAAAAUCGUUCACAACGUGGAAAGAAGCGGAAAGAAGAUUAAUUAAUAAAACGGGAAUUGAUGAAUCAUUAGAAGCAAAUAUACAGUCUGAAAAAGAACGGUGGCGAAAUAUAUUGCAACGGAUAUUAGCUUGUAUGAAGUAUCUGAUUAUACAAAUUCUUCCUCUACGUGGUCAUGUUGAAAAUCUAGCGCUUCAAGACGGUACAAAUGUCGGAAACUUAUUAUCUUUACUUAAACUUGUAGCUCAGUUUGAUCCACUGCUAGCUACUCAUCUAAAAAAUGUCAUAGAAACGCCAAGAACUGUCUCAUACCUAUCACCACAAAUCCAAAAUGAAUUUAUUCAUCUUUUGGCAUCCAUAGUUCGAAAUCAACUAAUAAGUGACAUCAAAAGAAAUAAAUAUUACGGACUUUUAUUUGAUUCGACUCCUGAUAUCACUCAUCGAGAACAAAUGUCGCAAGUCUUUAGGUAUGUAGAUAUUGAUUUUACCAACAGAAAAGUUUCCAUCAAAGAAUCUUUUUUAGGAUUUAUUGAAAUACAUGCUAAAGAUUGA
Molecule: messenger RNA, 852 nt
Organism: Stegodyphus dumicola
Lineage: Eukaryota; Metazoa; Arthropoda; Arachnida; Araneae; Eresidae
Source: RefSeq, a predicted model, not a curated record